Messenger RNA from Closterium sp. Yama58-4, 1278 nucleotides. Lineage: Eukaryota; Viridiplantae; Streptophyta; Zygnematophyceae; Desmidiales; Closteriaceae. The record is from the annotation of a GenBank genome assembly.
AUGGACGGCAACAGGGAAGCGGGGGAGCGGUGCGUGGAGGUGGCGCGAGCUGCGCUAGCGGCCGGCGAUAAAGAGAGGGCGCUCAGAUUUCUACAGAAGGCUCAGCGCCUCUACCCCUCGCCGGAGGUCGCGUCGCUGCUAGCGCAAGUGGCAAGCUCUCAGGCGGAAAAAGCGGGGCAGGCGGAGGGCGCGGGCGGGGCAGCGGCCGGCGCGGGCGCUGCCCGAAACGCGGAGGGCGCGGGAGAAGGGGGAAGGCGCGAGUCGGCGGGAGCGGGGCCGAGCAGCAGAGCGGGGGGGGAGCAGGGGGGAGCGGAUGGAUCGGGGACGAGACAAAGGAGCAGAGGACAGGGCUCGAGAGAGUCAGAGCAGGGGGAAGGAACUCCUGCAACGGCGGAGCAGGUGCAGCUGGUGGCGCGCAUCCUGCGCACAUCAUGCUACUACGAGGUGCUGGAGCUGCCCAAGGGGGCGCCGGAGGAGGACGUCAAGAAGGCCUACCGCAAGCUGUCGCUGAAAGUGCAUCCAGACAAGAACAAGGCCAAGGGCGCAGAGGAGGCGUUCAAAGUGGUAUCCCGCGCUUUCAAGUGUCUGACAGACGCGGACCUCCGGGCCAACUACGACCGCUACGGCCAUGAGGACCCGCAGCACCUGCUGCGGCAGCGCCAGCAGCAGCGGCAGCGGCAGGCAUACGCAGGAGGGUUUGGCGGCGGCCCGCGCAUGUACACGUCUUUCUUCGACGAUGAUGACUUUGAUCCGAAUGAUAUCUUCAACUCUUUCUUUGGCGUGCAUCCUGCACAUGCGCAAGCCUUCAGAGCGCACAUGCACCAGCAGAGGAUGCACCAGCGGCACCAGCAGCAGCACCGGCGGCAGCAGCAGCAGGAGGGGCAGGGCGGCGUGACGGUGAACCCCAUAUUCCUCAUGCAGCUGCUGCCCAUCAUCCUCUUCCUCGCCUACAACCUCCUUCCCUCACCCGAUCCGCUGUACCGGCUACGCAGAGACGAUGUUUAUUCAGAGCAACAGGUCACCAGGAUGCUCUCAGUGUCCUACUUUGUGAAGACUGAACCAGACUUUGGCACUUCAUACCCUGUGGGGUCGAAAGACCGUAUAAAAAUAGAGAACAGUGUAGAAGCUGACCACAGGGAGCGCGUGGAGACAAUGUGUCACAAUGAGCGUGUGCAGCAGGCGCACUUCUACAAGUGGGGUCAGGUCCAAAGAGCACGGGCCAUGCACAUGCCGAAUUGCGAGGAGCUCAAGCGCAUACGCACCUUGGUGUAUGGUUAA